Molecule: messenger RNA, 2434 nt
Organism: Anguilla anguilla (European eel)
Lineage: Eukaryota; Metazoa; Chordata; Actinopteri; Anguilliformes; Anguillidae
Gene: kazald3
Product: Kazal-type serine peptidase inhibitor domain 3
Exons: 4
Coding region: 214-1110 (298 amino acids)
Biological process (GO): regulation of cell growth; regulation of signal transduction
Cellular component (GO): extracellular region
Molecular function (GO): insulin-like growth factor binding
Source: RefSeq, a predicted model, not a curated record
GGCAAGCAACUGUUUGGAAACAAGAGAGAAUUUAUUACUUACGGGAAGAUAAAACACGGAGGAUUGAAUUGAACAACUAAAACUGAUGCAUUAACAGGCCAUUCAUCGAGCGUUGCAAAAUAUAUGCAUAUAUUUUGUUUACAGUCAACAUAAGCUUAAAGACAUCGGGAAAUAUAUAUAGCUUUCUAGCUGUUAGUUAUUAAAACAGUCACCAUGCCAUGGUGUAGACUCGUUUUAGUAUUAAUAGUGCUGAGCCUGAGAAACAGUGAAAGCUUUCCAAAUAACAAGUUUGAGGACACCGGUGAAGAUGCUGAGCCAGUUGAAUCAGACAUGGUAGAAGAUGAAAUAGACAGCAAAAAUGAGACUCUAUGCGAUCAGUGUUCACCAGAUCUGUGUCCAGCGGCACUGGGUUGCAGAGCGGGGAUAGUUUUGGAUAGCUGUGGUUGCUGCUCCGAGUGCGGGAAUUUGGAAGGACAGCCGUGUGACCUGGACUCCCGUAACAGUUUUUACGGUCUCUGUGGAUCGGAUCUCCAGUGCAAAAUCGACAUCUCAGACCUUGGACUGGGAGAGAUACCAGAGCCGCAGUGUAUUUGCAAAUUCCAAGAGGCAGUGUGUGGUUCGGACGGCAGAACGUACAUGAAUAUUUGUCAGUUUAAAGAAGCGGCUUAUUCUACAUUAGGACUAAGUGUUGAGGAAAACGGCCCAUGCCGAACAGCUCCUCUCAUUAAGGUCCCACCACAUAACCUUGUAAACGUGACUGGGAGCACCAUGUCGUUCCUGUGCGAGGUCUUCGCAUAUCCAAUGGCGUUAAUUGAAUGGAAGAAGGAUGGCAAUGACGUUACCCUUCCGGGAGACGACCCUCAUAUUUCUGUGCAGACACGGGGGGGUCCCCAGAAGUACGAGCUGUCCAGCUGGCUCCAGAUCGAGGGCCUCGCACCAGGGGAUGCGGGAACUUACCGCUGUGUGGCCCACAAUGCACUGGGCAGUGUCUCUGCAUCGGGUGUGCUGGGAGUACUGGGGCCUGAUGAGAUGUCUGCCUAUUUAUCAGAAAAUAUGACAGAAAUGUUUGGGUAUGACCAGACAAGAGAGUACGAUGAAGACUACUAUUAAUCAGUUUGUCCUCAGAUGCUUACCCCAAACAAGUGCAGUGUUUGUUGAAGGCAGUGUCCUGCUAAAUGAACACUGCUUUGGUUUGAACAGAAAGCCACAUUCCUUCUGUGAGCUGUAUUGUUUCAUUGAACUGAGCCACUCAACCACUAGUGAGCCACUAACUCCUGUACUAUCCCAUUCAUCAUAUUCACUCUGUUGUUCAAAUUACUGUCCGACCAAAGGGGAAUGGGAGCAGUGAAUACCCUUCUGUUUCAAAGUGAUCAUAUAAAAAAAAUCCCUUGUGACUAUACACAUAUUACUGCUUUUGAACUUCAAACUCAAAGGACAUUCCAUAAUGCAAGAAUAGUGUCUUGUAUAAGGAACCAUCCCUGACUGCAGAACUACCGUCCUUGAGACCAUUUGACAUUCCACUCAGGUUCUCCGUGGCUUACAUCUGGAAUAUGCAGGAUUGCCAACUGUAUUGUAUUUGAAAUGUCUGACUGAAUUCAUUUCCUCGCAUUGUAAUGCAUUAGGUUAGGUUUGCAUUCCAAUAUGCUGGAUCUAUUUUAUGCAUGGACAGAUGUGUUAGCAAGCCAAGCUCAGAUAAGCACAGCAGCCCCACAGAUGGUUUUAAUGUUUGGGAAAGCCAUAUGACACAGUUAUAGUCAGAGUCUCCUGUUGAGGAAAGCUGCUCAUCAUAUGCGCAGGUGACAGGCCAGGACAGGCCUUCCUAAAUCACUGACCCCUGGCUCUUCCUAACUCCCUUAAUGAAAUCGUGUUUCCCAUCCUGCUCCUCUCAAAAUGCCCUGCCACCCGGAAUCAAUGAUAUCCUUUGUGUUCCUCUGCCAACAUGGUGUUCCUGUGGUGGCAUUUUUAUGAGAAGAUUAGGAGCUAUAUCUCGUGAAAAAUAACAAAAACAACCCCCCAACCAAUCAGCCAGGUUAUCCUAAUCUUAUUUUAUAAUUUUUUCUGAGUUUUUAAAAAAAACAAAUCUGUAUUACAAGCAUGUUUAGUGGUUUCCUUUCAUGUAAUACUUGUAAACAGGUGCAUAAUCUCAAUUGUAAAUACUGAUAAAGCCAGUAAUGUAAGUAUCAGUGUCAGAUAAUGUAAGAUUUGCGGCUCUUCGCUGGUAAUGUUUGCAGUUAGUGCCAGAGAAUAUAUGAACAAAAACCCUCUAGUUAUUACAGAAUAUUUAAUCACAGAGAGCUGCUAAAAAAAUACAUUUCUUAUUGAAAAAUGUUUAUUCUCUGUUGUUAUUUGCUUUCGGUUCUAAAAUCUUUUCUCAUGGAAGAAAAUAGUAAAGUAUGACAAUGCGCUAAGUAAUGUGAUUCUAUUCGACAACAGU